Pectinophora gossypiella (pink bollworm) is the source of this 1341-nucleotide messenger RNA. RefSeq names its product putative methyltransferase C9orf114. The record is from RefSeq and is a predicted model, not a curated record. The transcript is spliced from 3 exons. The coding region runs from base 104 to 1327 and encodes 407 amino acids. Lineage: Eukaryota; Metazoa; Arthropoda; Insecta; Lepidoptera; Gelechiidae.
UUGUAAACACGUGGGAUUGUUGUUGUUCAGCUUUAUUAAUUUUAUUGGUUAAAUUAUUAUUAAUUUGUUUCUAAGGUGGAAAAUCUUUUAAAUAUUAUACAUUAUGUCUCAACCGGCGCUUCCAGCGAAGCCGCCAGGAAAAAGUUGGCGUGAGAUAAAUCAGGAGAGAAAAGCUUUGAAACGCCAGCGCAAUGAAGAAAAGAUUAUCAAGCGCGAAAAGAGGAUGGCAAUUGAAAAGGAAAUGGAGCAAAAAGUGCAAGAGGAGGUUGAACAUGAGAAGAAGUGCGCAGAGAUAUCUACUGUCAGUAUAGCAGUGCCAGGGUCUAUAUUAGAAAACGCACAGUCAGCUGAACUUCGAACGUAUUUGGCUGGACAGAUCGCAAGAGCAGCUUGUGUAUUCUGUGUGGAUGAGGUUAUCGUUUACGACGAUAUCGGAGACAAAUUUGACACGAAAAAGAGCAAGUUAGAAGAUGUAGGAGGCCUUAAAGUAGCUCGUAAAAGUUGUGUGCAGCUGGCCCGCAUAUUACAAUAUUUGGAAUGCCCGCAGUAUUUGAGGAAACAUUUCUUUCCCUUACACAAAGAUUUGGAGUUUGCUGGACUUUUGAAUCCAUUAGAUGCCCCUCAUCAUUUACGACAAUCCAAUACUUUUCAAUUCAGAGAAGGAAUAACAAUGAACAAGAAAGUCAAACCGGGUCGAGGUUCACAGGUGAACGUUGGACUUCUCCAAGACGUGUCUACGGAUAAGUUACUGAACCCUGGAAUCAGAGUUACGGUGAAAAUGUUGCCUACUUCUGAAGGGCAUAAAAAGUUGAAAGGAAAGAUUGUGAGUUUAACGACUCCGAGGGCCGAGACUGGCGUGUACUGGGGGUAUACGGUCAGAAUAGCUAAUAACCUAAGCCAAAUUUUCACACAAUGCCCUUACAAAGAUGGAUAUGACCUUACAGUGGGCACUUCUGACAAAGGAACACCUAUUGAUGACUUGCCCGAAAAAGAAUUGAAAUACAACCAUGCUCUAAUAGUGUUUGGAGGUUUACACGGCAUUGAAGCGGCUUUGGAAAGUGAUGAGCACUUGAAUGUUGGAGAAGCCAGUUUACUCUUCAAUCAUUAUCUAAAUGUGUUACCGAAUCAAGGUUCUAGAACCAUCCGCACGGAAGAAGCUGUACUUGUAACAUUGUCGGGGCUCAGAACCAAAUUAAAGGCAAUAAAUGAACCAAUGGUGUUUAAAGAUACCGGAAUUGCUACCAGCUCUACAUUCCCGGCGUCCAAAGCUGAUAUUUCGGAUAAUUCUGGAGGAGAAAACAAAUUAGAUUUAAGCAGAUUUGACUAAAAUAUAAAUAUAUA